Molecule: messenger RNA, 226 nt
Organism: Funneliformis mosseae
Lineage: Eukaryota; Fungi; Glomeromycota; Glomeromycetes; Glomerales; Glomeraceae
Source: the annotation of a GenBank genome assembly
CUUUAAUGAAAAUAAAGAGCUAGAUAAGGACACAUUUGUACAUAGAUACUGUCACUUAACCUUGGAAGAGUUAUUCAACAAGACUGAUUUCGCGCUGGGUGAACGGCGAGUCUAUAAGUUCAAAGGAAAGAAGGAUCUUAGACGAAAGCAAUUACAGAUGAAAGCUCGAUUUUCAGUCAAAUUAUCAGAAUUCAUGAAGGGUUCAUUAGAUCUAAUAAUUAACUGA